Alligator mississippiensis (American alligator) is the source of this 4029-nucleotide messenger RNA. RefSeq names its product SLIT and NTRK like family member 3 (gene SLITRK3). Gene Ontology annotation, cellular component: postsynaptic density membrane; GABA-ergic synapse. Gene Ontology annotation, biological process: positive regulation of synapse assembly; regulation of presynapse assembly; axonogenesis. NCBI's taxonomy places the organism in Eukaryota, Metazoa, Chordata, Crocodylia, Alligatoridae. The transcript is spliced from 3 exons. The coding region runs from base 863 to 3709 and encodes 948 amino acids. Gene Ontology annotation, molecular function: protein binding. The record is from RefSeq and is a predicted model, not a curated record.
UCCCUCUUUAAGAAAAAAAAAGGGGGGGGGAAUCUGUGGAGUCAGGGCUUCCCGAAUGCGAGACCUGGUGCCAAGCGCGCCCCCUUCAUUUGUUGCCCUUCUCGAAGCUCAUUUUCAUGACGUGGAAAAGCCUGAGCCAGGGCAACAAUAACACACACGCACACACGCACACACACACACGGAGAGAAAGGGAGAGAAGCCCGAGAUUCUCCGCCGUGAUUGAGCCUCCCUCCCUCGCCUGCUGCUGGUGCCCAGAGAAAGCAGCAGCAGCAGCACCGGAGCUGGGAGCCUGCAGCAGCCCCCCUAUUCCUCCUCCUCCAUUGAGUGUGCCAAGCAGCAGCUCUGCAUCCUAAAGAAGCUCAUUGAGGAGCUCAUUGCAUUCCCAGCACGUCUCAGGCUUGCUUGCUUUUUUUUUUCUCCCCCUUUUGCCUCAGCCUCAGCAGGAGUAGAGAGGGAGGGAGAGAGAGAGACAGCGAAAGAGAGAGAGAGAAGAGAGAGACAGAGAGAAAUCAGCAAUCCUUAAACUCAAGCUUUUCCCCCCCUUUUUUAAAAGAUGUGCUAAAAAUCUCUCCUGCAAACCGACUAGGACUAAAAGCAACGAAUCCCUCGGAGCAAUUGUAAUAGCUGUUUCAGUGGCUGGAAGAGGGCUGCAUCACCAUCACUGUUAUUACCAUCAUUAGCAGUUAUUAAUCCCCAUCCCCCUGAAAUAUCUGGAGAGAGGCAGGGGGAAACUGUCUUGGGGAGCUGCAUGGUAUUAGUACAGUAUUUGUUUCAUCUGCUUGGAGAAGAAUGGUGUCUUCUUUCGGAAACCUAUACAGUAGGAUAGAUCAUUUCUCAGCUGUUUUGUAAUCAGCCACACACGAUGAAACCUUCCACGGCAGAGACUCUCCAUAGGGGAAGGAUGUUGUGGAUAAUUCUUCUAAGCACAAUUGCUCUAGCAUGGACUACACCAAUUCCCUUGAUAGAGGACUCGGAGGAGAUCGACGAGCCCUGCUUUGAUCCAUGUUACUGUGAAGUGAAAGAGAGCCUUUUCCAUAUACAUUGCGACAAUAAAGGAUUUAUAAAUAUUAGUCAGAUAACGGAAUCGUGGUCAAGACCUUUUAAACUUUAUCUGCAGAGGAAUUCCAUGAGGAAAUUGUACACCAACAGUUUUCUUCACUUGAACAAUGCUGUGUCUAUUAACCUUGGGAACAAUGCACUGCAGGACAUUCAGACAGGAGCUUUCAAUGGGCUCCGAGUCCUGAAGAGGUUGUACCUCCACGAGAACAAAUUAGACAUUUUCAGAAAUGACACUUUCCUGGGUUUGGAAAGUCUGGAAUAUCUGCAGGCAGAUUACAAUGUCAUUAAACGGAUUGAAAGCGGGGCAUUUCGAAAUCUGAGCAAACUGAGGGUCCUGAUCUUAAACGACAACCUUAUUCCCAUGCUUCCUACCAACCUGUUCAAGUCUGUGUCCUUAACCCACUUGGACUUGCGGGGAAACAGGUUAAAAGUCCUUUCCUACCGAGGGAUGUUGGACCAUAUUGGCAGGAGCCUCAUGGAGAUCCAGCUGGAGGAGAACCCUUGGAACUGUACUUGUGAGAUAGUGCAGCUGAAGAGCUGGCUCGAGCGCAUCCCCUACACCGCCCUGGUGGGAGACAUCACCUGCGAGACCCCCUUCCACUUCCAUGGCAAGGACCUGAGGGAAAUCAAAAGGAGCAAACUCUGCCCCAUGCUGUCUGACUCGGAGGUGGAGGCCAGCCUGGGGAUUCCUCAGUUGUCAUCCAGCAAGGAGAACGCAUGGCCUACCAAGCCUUCCUCCAUGCUGUCCUCCUUCCAUUUCACUGCUUCCUCUGUCGAGUACAAAACCUCCAAUAAGCAGCCCAAGCCCACCAAGCAACCGCGGCCGCCCAAACCUCCCCCAACGUCCCGAGGCCUGUUCCCCGGGCCCAACCAGCCUCCCAUUGCCGCCUACCAGACGAGGCCUCCCAUCCCCAUCAUAUGCCCCACCGGGUGCUCCUGCAAUUUGCACAUCACCGAUUUGGGCCUGACGGUCAACUGCAAGGAGCGAGGGUUUCACAACAUCUCCGAGCUGCUGCCCAGGCCCCUGAACGCCAAGAAGCUGUACCUGAGCGGCAACCUGAUCCAGAAGAUCUACCGCUCGGAUUUCUGGAAUUUCUCCUCCUUGGAUCUCUUGCACCUGGGGAACAACCGGAUCUCCUACGUGCAGGACGGGGCCUUCAUCAACCUGCCCAACCUGAAGAGCCUCUACCUGAACGGCAACGACAUCGAGAGGCUGACGCCGGGCAUGUUCCGGGGCCUGCAGAGCUUGCAUUACCUGUACUUCGAGUACAACCUGAUCCGCGAGAUCCAGCCCGCCGCCUUCAGCCUCAUGCCCAACCUCAAGCUGCUCUUCCUCAACGACAACCUGCUGCGCACGCUGCCCACCGACGCCUUCGCGGGCACCUCGCUGGCCAGGCUCAACCUGCGCAACAACCACUUCCUCUACCUGCCCGUGGCCGGGGUGCUGGAGCACCUCAACGCCAUCGUGCAGAUCGACCUCAAGCUCAACCCCUGGGACUGCACGUGCGACCUGGUGCCGCUCAAGCAGUGGAUCGAGACCAUCAGCUCCGUGAUCGUGGUGGGCGACGUGCUGUGCGCCAGCCCGGACAACCUCACGCACCGCGACCUGCGCUCCGUGGAGCUGGACGCGCUGUGCCCCGACAUGCUGCCCGCCGCCGCCGCCGCCUCGCCCGCGCCGCCCGGCGCCCGGCCCAGCCCCAGCAGCGCGGCGGCGCGGGACCUGCCCGCGGCGGGGGGCGCCGUGCCGCUCUCCGUGCUCAUCCUCAGCCUGCUCGUGCUCUUCUUCUCCGCCGUCUUCGUGGCCGCGGGGCUCUUCGCCUUCGUGCUGCGCCGCCGCCGCAAGAAACUGCCCUUCCGCGGCAAGCGGCCGGAGGCGGCGGACCUGCCCAUGCAGUGCCACCGCAUCUUCGACGAGGGGGGCCGGCCGGGCGGCGGCGGGGGAGGCGGCGGGGGGGGAGGCGGCGGCGGCGGCGGCGGCGGGGGCGCGUCCCCGGAGAAGGCGCCCCCCGUGGGGCACGUCUACGACUACAUCCCGCACCCCGUCACCCAGAUGUGCAACAACCCCAUCUACAAGCCGCGCGAGGAGGAGGAGGCGGCGGGGGAGCCGGGCGGCGGCGGGGGCGAGCCCUUCGCCGACCCCGCGCAGGAGAACCACACCAACUACCGGACCUUGCUGGAGAAGGAGCAGGAGUGGAGCCUGGCCGUGUCCAGCUCCCAGCUCAACACCAUCGUGCCCGGCGGCGGCGGCCACCACCACCACCACCCCGCGGCGGGCGGCGGCCUGGAGCUGGAGCUGGCGCUGGCGCCGUCGGGCUUCCCCGCCGAGAAGAACGGGGGGCUGGUGCUGUUCCCGCCGGGCGGCGCCGGGCUGGACCGCGAGCGCCCGCCGCCGCCGCCCUGCGCCGUGGGCUUCGUGGACUGCCUCUACGGCACGGUGCCCAAGCUAAAGGAGCUGCACGUGCACCCCCCUGGCAUGCAAUACCCGGACCUGCAGCAGGACGCCAGGCUCAAGGAAACCCUUCUCUUCUCGGCUGGAAAGGGCUUCCCUGACCACCAAACCCCCAAAAGCGAAUACCUCGAGUUAAGGGCCAAACUCCAAACCAAGCCGGAUUACCUCGAAGUCCUGGAGAAGACCACCUAUAGGUUCUGAAACGAGUAGCUUUCCUCUCCCCCCCCCCGCCCCCCACCCCUGGCCCCCAGCCCAACCGCAUGAUGAUACUAGAGGAUACAGCUGUGUGCUCUCCCCCACCAGAGGCUGUGUUUGGAGGAAGGGCCAUCUCAGAUCAUUAAUCGAUGAAGUGCCUUCGCAGACUUUUGCCAGCAGAUGUUAAUCAAUCAUUAUUUUUUUAUACUGAAACUGAGACUUUGACUGUGCCAUGUCUAAGGUAUAUUAUUAUUCUUAAUUAUUAUAAUUAUUAUGAUGGGGGAUCUUUGUAUCGAUCCUAAUUAAGUAAAUUCUCUGUGUCUCUC